GCUUUAGAGGCGGGGGAUAGAAAAUGUGCAAGAUGAUACAUAUGUGCUUCAGUUCCUCUGAGGAGAAGCCGGAUUCAGCAGAGCUAGUCUAGCAGUGAAAGAGAGGUUUUGGUUUUUUUUUUGGGGGGGGAAGAAGAUGGUUUCAAUUGAAUCGCAAUCUCUGGUGCCGGUGUCCUGCGCACAGGCUCUGCUCGGUGUCGGCUGUUUGGCUGUCGCCCUCCUCGCUUUUCUGCUGGUUCGCCAGCUCGUCAAGCAGAGAAGACCCCCGGGCUUUCCUCCUGGUCCAUCUCCCAUCCCUGUGAUAGGGAACAUUAUGUCUCUGGCCACCGAGCCGCACGUCUUCCUCAAGAAGCAGAGCGAAGUUCAUGGACAGAUUUUCAGUCUUGACCUGGGAGGCAUCCUGACCGUGGUAUUAACUGGAUAUGACUGUGUCAAGGAAUGUCUCUACCAUCAAAGCGAGGUGUUUGCCGAUCGCCCAUCGCUGCCUUUAUUCAAGAAAAUGACCAAAAUGGGUGGGCUUCUCAACUGUAAAUAUGGCAAAGGCUGGAUUGAACACCGUAAACUGGCCUGCAACUCGUUCCGCUACUUCGGCAGCGGCCAGAAACAGUUUGAGAGGAAGAUCUCAGAGGAGUGCAUGUUCUUUGUCGAUGCCAUUGACGAACACAAGGGAAAGCCCUUCAACCCAAAGCACCUGGUAACCAACGCCGUGUCCAACAUAACCAACCUGAUCAUUUUUGGACAGCGCUUCACGUACGACGACCGCAACUUCCAGCACAUGAUCGAGAUAUUCAGUGAGAAUGUGGAGCUAGCAGUGAGCGGCUGGGCCCUCCUCUACAAUGCCUUCCCUUGGAUUGAGUAUCUUCCAUUUGGGAAACACCAGAAGCUGUUCCGCAAUGCUGCUGAGGUGUAUGACUUCUUGCUUGAGAUUAUAGGGGUUUUUUCACAGGGCAGGGUGCCACAUGCACCCCGCCACUUCGUUGAUUCCUAUUUGGAUGAGUUGGAUCAGAGCGCAGGAAAACCCAACUCCUCUUUUUCCUAUGAGAACCUCAUCUAUUCAGUGGGUGAGCUGAUUAUUGCUGGCACAGAGACCACGACUAACACCCUGCGCUGGGCCAUGCUGUACAUGGCUCUCUACCCCAACAUACAAGAGAGGGUGCACAGGGAGAUCGACAGUGUGCUGGCCAAUGGGAGGGCACCCACUUUGGAGGACAAACAGAAGAUGCCCUAUGUGGAGGCUGUUCUGCACGAGAUCCUUCGCUUCUGCAACAUUGUCCCCCUUGGUAUUUUCCGUGCCACCACCCAGGAUGCAAAAGUCAACGGGUACACAAUUCCCAAAGGCACCAUGGUGAUCACAAACCUCUACUCAGUGCACUUUGACGAGAAGUACUGGAACGAUCCAGGUGCUUUCUCACCACAGAGGUUUCUGGACAGCAAUGGCAACUUUGUGAGGCGUGAGGCCUUCCUGCCAUUCUCCUUGGGGAGGCGGUGCUGCCUGGGCGAACAGCUGGCCAGGAUGGAGAUGUUCCUCUUCUUCACCACUUUGCUGCAGAGGUUUCAUCUUCAGUUCCCUCCAGGAAGCGUUCCCACCGUCACUCCCAAACUGGGCAUGACCCUACAGCCCAAACCUUACUCCAUCUGUGCUGUCCGCAGGCAGUAGAAAAGUCCCAGCUCUGGAGACACUCCUUAUCACAAUUAGGCAAACAGGAAUUUAUUACAGCUUGUUCAAAUGUUCAAGCCAGAAUUUAACUAUUUUGCACAGCAAUGCAACCACACGAUACAGGUGCUUAAAACUGUAUCGCUCUGGACUGUAGCGUCCAGUUCCUGUGCAUCACAGUUUUUUCCAAAGGACUUUUAGCGAUAAAAGUAGCUCUUUAUGUAUGGACAUUUCAUCCAGUUUAUUCAAUUACUAUUGAAUUAUUUUACUGAGCAAUAUGCAUGUUUGCACAUUACUUUCAAGCAGAAAGGGGGACGACAAAAGCUCGUUGCUGAAAGACAUUCUGGGAAUACUUGUGUGCUAUUGAUUUAGUUCUCUGUAGCUCAGAAGUGCUCUGAACCCAGAAAAUGAAAUGUCUAUGAACCUUGGUGCGGUAGCGAUGGGUUAGGUGUAUGUCAAUGAUUGAUAGUAAGUACAUCUAUGAUGGAUCAUAGCCCUGCUUCCUCAGGACAGCUCCAGGUCAGACAAAUGACAUCACUGAUUUGUACGUGUGGGGCGAAAUGUGACUUUCCAAGAAAGUUCUGAACACAGUGUGUGUUGGAGCUGGACGUGGGCCAUUUCCUGGCCUGACUCUGACCCUUCCUCUGGGGAUUGUGCUCUCUGGAAAAUGUUUCUCUUGGAAGGCAAAUGCAACCCUGGUGGAUUUCUAGAAACUGACUAUGCAACACUGGUUUCUGCUAAAUGGUGCUUAUCAGUACUAACAGAGUACUGCAUUUAUGUUUGAGGUUAACGUUUGUUUGUCCUUUUUUUUGCAAUACUGGUGGUGAGUUUUUUGUGUGUAUUCAUAAAGUCUUUCUUAAGAUAU
Messenger RNA from Anoplopoma fimbria (sablefish), 2519 nucleotides. RefSeq names its product vitamin D 25-hydroxylase (gene cyp2r1). Gene Ontology annotation, molecular function: oxidoreductase activity, acting on paired donors, with incorporation or reduction of molecular oxygen, reduced flavin or flavoprotein as one donor, and incorporation of one atom of oxygen; heme binding; iron ion binding. Gene Ontology annotation, cellular component: intracellular membrane-bounded organelle; cytoplasm. The transcript has 5 exons. The record is from RefSeq and is a predicted model, not a curated record. Bases 137 to 1657 code for a protein of 506 amino acids. NCBI's taxonomy places the organism in Eukaryota, Metazoa, Chordata, Actinopteri, Perciformes, Anoplopomatidae. Gene Ontology annotation, biological process: xenobiotic metabolic process.